UUGACGCUAAGUUUUAGUCCGUAAUAUCUCCACUCGAGACUAUUUUUAAAUUAUUGUAGCGGAUCUCUAAAAUGCAUCGAUCUUUCUCCAACGUUUAUGUGUUAUCCGUAGGCUCACAUUAAAGGUUCAUUUGUUGUCAGCUGAUCGCGGUAUAUAUAUUGCAAGUGCAUCGGUGAUCCAACGCAUUAUCUCGCCAUCUUUGAUUUAGUAUCUAUCUUAACACCAUAAAAUGAAGAGUUUUGUUGUGUGUUUGGCGAUCUCUGUCCUGGGUGUGGUUCAGGGAGUCAACAUCACGCCGUGUAAACAAGAUGACACAGCUUGCCUAAAAGCCUCAGCUCAAGCAGCAGUCCCAAUAUUGGCAGCCGGUAUACCAAAUAUGGGGAUCUCAGUGAUGGAUCCCAUGCACGUGGACCGGGUGAAGACAGUAGAAGCCGGAUUGGCAAUGGACUUUAGGAAUACCAACGUCAAAGGUUUGAAGAACUGUAAGGUGUUGAUGUUAACUCGUCAUCCUCACCGAACGGACCUGGAUCUAAAGUGUUCAGUAACCAUGGACGGUGACUACACUCUUGGCGGCAAGUUGCUCAUCAUGCCCAUCGAAGGCAGUGGGAAAUACACCAUUAAAAUUAGAGGCAUUGUUGUUAAGAUUCAGCUUGAUGUGGACGAGAAGGCUCGGGACGGUGGAACCUACUGGGUGGUGAAAGAUUGGAAGCAUACCACUACCGUCGAGAAGGGAGUCCAUUUUAAGUUCCGGAAUUUAUUCCAAGGCAACAAACAGUUGUCGGAUGCGAUCCACGAGUUCGCCAAUCAGAAUUGGAGAGAUAUAUUCCAAGAAGUGGCGCCCCCUAUCGUGAAAGUAAUCGUGGGUAGGAUUGUCUCAGAGACGACAAAAUUAUUCGACCAUGUACCAAUAGAAGAAUUAGUUAUACGAUAGAUUAUAUAAUAAAUUGAUACUUACGUAAUGAAAAUUGUAAAUAUGGCAGCACAUCAAGGUACCCUUAAACUGAUGUUUUUAAAGAAAUUCUAACUUUAAUGUUUCGAGAUAUAGUUAAAAAUUGAUUAAAUCUGACAUUAAGUUUGAAAUAUUCUGAUGUGCUGGAGGGACCUGGUUAUGAAUAAACAGUGUUAAUUUAUUCUAAAUGUUCUUUUUUUUCUACUUAUUUUCAUUGUCGCAAAGCCUAACAAUGGCCUUGAACUUUU
This is a messenger RNA of Spodoptera litura, 1197 nucleotides long. Its product is annotated as juvenile hormone binding protein e96h-0303. Gene Ontology annotation, biological process: multicellular organismal reproductive process. The record is from RefSeq and is a predicted model, not a curated record. NCBI's taxonomy places the organism in Eukaryota, Metazoa, Arthropoda, Insecta, Lepidoptera, Noctuidae.